Messenger RNA from Eublepharis macularius, 2001 nucleotides. RefSeq names its product leucine rich repeat containing 3 (gene LRRC3). The transcript is spliced from 2 exons. The record is from RefSeq and is a predicted model, not a curated record. NCBI's taxonomy places the organism in Eukaryota, Metazoa, Chordata, Lepidosauria, Squamata, Eublepharidae. Gene Ontology annotation, molecular function: protein binding. Gene Ontology annotation, cellular component: extracellular matrix. The coding region runs from base 344 to 1129 and encodes 261 amino acids.
GCCAGCAGCAGCAGCAGCAGCAACAAGUGCGGUGCGCAGGCUGCAAGUGCCUGGCGCCCCGGACUGCGCCGCUCUGCCGCGGGUGUGGCCGGGAGGCAGCCUCGGAAGCUCGGCGCGCCUCUGCUGAAGAAACUUGGGACGGCCGCGGCUCAGGGGUUUCCUGCCCACCUUUCUUUGUUCUGAAAGACGAAUGAGUGGAUGGCUGGGGCACAGCUGAGCCAAAUGCAGAUCAAUCCCAAGCUGCCUGCAGGAGGUCUUGUGAGAACUGUCAGUUCAAAAUAUUGGUAGAAAGACUAACUUCCUUCGCCUGAGCAGCCAUGCUGGACUGCACACUACUGAUUGAAUGAACAGCAUGUUUCUGGCAGCUGAGGCAUUUAGGCCUGCACCGUUGUUGUGGUCUCAAGCUCUUUUCUGUCUCCUCUUCUGUGCCCUUUCCUGUUGCUGUACUUCCUGCCCCCAGCAGUGUCAGUGCACCAACUACUCAGGAGAAACUGCUGUCCUGUGCAGUGCUAGCAACCUGGAAGAAAUUCCAAAGGAUAUUCCCAAAGACACCAUGUUCUUGAAGCUGGAUGCUAAUAAGAUCACCGCAGUCCCAAACAGCACCUUCUGGCACCUUGCCCAGUUACAAGAGAUAGACCUCUCUAAAAAUGCCAUUGAGAAGAUUGAUUCUGCGGCAUUCAAGGGAGUUGCCGAUGGCCUAAGAUUGCUUGAUCUCUCUGGCAACCACAUUCAGAGAAUCCCCAAGGAAGCCUUGGUCAACUUGAAUGCCAUGAUUCGUCUUUCCAACAACCCUUGGCACUGUGAAUGUACUUUGCAGGAGGUUUUGGGGGAAGUGAAACUAGAUCCUGAAUCGGUCAAUGAGAUCACCUGCCAAACAUCUGUGCAGGAAGAGUAUGCUGGGAAACCUCUGCUCCAUAUCCUUGAUUCAGGCAUCAACUUUUGCAACAUACACCAGAAAACCACUGAUGUGGCCAUGUUCGUUACAAUGUUCAGCUGGUUUACCUUGGUCAUCAGCUAUGUAGUGUAUUAUGUUCGUCACAACCAAGAGGACACAAAGAAGCACCUGGAAUAUCUGAAAUCCCUUCCGAGCACGCGGGUUCCUAAAGAGACCAUCAGUACUAUCCUGUAGUCAGGAAUGCAGAUUCUCAUCUGGACAUCCAAUUUUCUAAAGGAGAGAAUGUUGGGUGGAAUACAGAACUUUUAUUUCAUAUUAAGUAUCCAAACACUUUCUGUAAGAGGGUUGUUUUUUAAAAAAAAGAUGUUCAGUAACAUAGCAAGAAUUCCAAAUCUAGAUUGACAGUGUUCUGUGUUACAUUCCCAGCAGCGGGGUCCUAGUAGAAAUUAGAGAGAGCUUUUUAACGGGGGCUGCUAUUCAGGAGAACAUUUGUGUACCCCACAGUUUUCAGAAGAGGCUUUGUACAAUGGGAGAGAACUAAAAGCCCCACAGCAGAAUCACAGGAAUCUUGACAAAGAUAGUAUCACAGGAAGCCUAUACAUAGUUGACUUUUGCUUAAUAGAUUUUACCUUAUGAUACUGAAAAAAAAACCCACUUCUCAGGAGUUUUUGGAACCACACAAAGUCCUGCCUCCAAAUUUUUAAGCUAUUUUCCAAGCAUGUACACCACAGAUUAUUAGAUGUCAUCAGAGUAUACUAUGCUUCUCUUGGGCUUACCAACUUCUGCAACAGGAGCCCAUAUCUCUGUACAGUUUUCUUGGUUGUCAUUGCAGCUGCUACUAAAGUGGGUAGAAAGCAGUAUCAGAGACAACAAUUUGGGAGCAUUUGUAUGAACCAUCUUGAAAAUGGUCCUUUCCUAGAAAAGAGAGGACGCAUGAGUUGAUGGAAAACGUUUGUUUCUAAAUAUGCUUCAUAUGGCAAGCCCCAUUCCUCAAGAACUGAGCAAGACUGAAAUACAGGAACACAGACUGUACAUAUAAAUAAGAACCUAUGGCAUGGACCUUCCAAAGACCAAAUAUUAUCAACCAAUGAAAAUCUCAAGUAACA